AUGGUUACUCUAAUCAAAUCAAUCCCUGCUCACACGGACAAGGCAUGGAGUGUCCAUUCUCACAGCACAUUGCCUUUAUUGGCCACAGCACUGAGUGAUAAAACUAGUAAGAUCUACAAGUUAUCCAGAACAAAGAACUUUCCUCAAGUGGCUAAGCUUGAAGAGACCCACAAGAGAUCUGUUCGUGCAGUGAACUUCAAACCACAUCUAUCAUCUACUGACACCGAAUUUAUUGACCUUCCGGCUUUAGCUUGUGGAUCAUUCGACUCAACGAUCUCAGUAUGGGGAAUUGAUGAGCCUGAGGAGUUCUUGGAUAACGAGAACGACAUGGACGAUGAGGAUGAAGAUGCCCUGGAUGCAAGAAAGAAGAGAGAAACUGAUAUCCUUACAAGCCCUACAAACGAAUGGAACCUUAUGGCGUUGAUAGAAGGACAUGAGAAUGAAAUCAAGUCUGUCGCAUGGAACAAGUCUGGCCGCUUCUUGGCCUCCUGUUCCAGGGAUAAAACAGUUUGGAUCUGGGAGACUGAUCCUGAAACUUUGGAAGAGUUCGAAUGUGUCUCCGUUUUAAGCGACCACGAGCAUGACAUCAAGCACAUCACAUGGCAUUCAGUACAGAACAUCCUUGCCAGCUCUUCCUACGAUGACACGAUCAGACUAUAUAAACAAGACGAUGAUGACGACGAUUGGUCAUGCGUGGGUCUCCUUAAUGGUCAUCAGGGAACCGUUUGGUGCUCUGCAUUUGAAGACCCUCGGUCUCCAUUGGCUUCUGCCGAUACCAUAAGACUUGUAUCUUGUUCAGACGAUUCUACAGUCCGUAUAUGGACCAGCGCAUCUCCAGAAGAGCCUGAAUCAGGCCCUGGAUUACCCAGCUCUAUAAAGCACCGCAGCUCAGAAAUGCCAUGGGAGCUUGAGUCUGUUCUUCCUCCUGUUCAUAAAUAUGCUAUUUAUUCCGUCGCAUGGUCAAAGAGCGGCAAGAUCGCCAGUGCUGGCGCUGAUGGGCAAAUUGCUAUUUACAAAGCAGAUGGAAAAGAGUGGAAGGUUGAUAGUGUUCAGAACGGUGCACACGGUGUCUACGAAAUCAACUGUCUCACAUGGUGCAUUUUAGAAGACGGAAACGAAGUACUCGUCAGUGCUGGAGACGAUGGUAAUGUAAAUAUUUGGGAGGCAUAG
Candidozyma haemuli is the source of this 1170-nucleotide messenger RNA. Its product is annotated as iron-sulfur cluster assembly protein. The record is from RefSeq and is a predicted model, not a curated record. Lineage: Eukaryota; Fungi; Ascomycota; Pichiomycetes; Serinales; Metschnikowiaceae. Gene Ontology annotation, molecular function: protein binding. The coding region runs from base 1 to 1170 and encodes 389 amino acids. Gene Ontology annotation, biological process: iron-sulfur cluster assembly. Gene Ontology annotation, cellular component: cytosolic [4Fe-4S] assembly targeting complex. The transcript has a single exon.